UGAAUAAUUUCCAAUAUCCUUUUCUAUAAUAUUCGCCAGAGUUACUAGGAACAGAAACUUCCCAAUUACCAGAAUGUUCUUUCCUCCUUACCUUUCAAGUAUGCAUCAUUUGGAAGAGAUGGAAGUAAGAAAUUGGAAAUACAAGAACUAGGAAGGAAAAACAUUCACAAGUGUAGACAUUUUACUAAGAAAGCAGCCAACAUAUGCAGAGCCAGAUCACAAAAUGAACUUAUUAUUUUCUAAUGAAACUAAUAUUAAGAUAAACAUAUUUCACUGCAGAUCUGCCUUAAGACAAGAAGAAGAGAAGAGAAAAAAUGCCAACACAUUGUAUGAAAAAAUCAGGGGACACUUAAGAAGAAAAGAAGAGCAGUACAUGAAAGAAGUUGAAGCGAACAAACAACUUCAACUGACUCUGAGAACACGAGAUAUGGAAUUGAGGACAGUAAGAAAUAAUUUGAACCAGGUUGUACAAGAGCUGAGUGACACCCAGAGGCAACUUUCUCGAGAAAAGAAUGCCAGAAUAUUACAAGAUGAAAUCCUGACCAAUCACCUUUGCAAACAAAGGGAGAUAGCACUGGCUCGAAGGAAAAGGAAUUCUCAGAUGCUGCAGGAGUUUCAAGACAGUAUAACUGGAGAGCUACAAAAAGAUGCUGGUGAAUUUGAAUUGGAAUCAUAUGUGGUUCCUCAUCUAGGACCUACUAAUGAGUCAACUAUAAAUUAAGAUAUAGUUUGGAAAUAUUAAGAAAUAUGUAUUGAUUUUAACCAGAAAUAUCUGAAAGAUAGCAAAAUGUCAUUAUUGGUCUGUUUACCUGACAUUUUGCUUCCCAUUAUGUAUAUGACAUGUGAAAAUCUUUAUUAAAGGAAAAUAUUUUUGUAU
Messenger RNA from Macaca mulatta (Rhesus monkey), 877 nucleotides. The record is from RefSeq and is a predicted model, not a curated record. NCBI's taxonomy places the organism in Eukaryota, Metazoa, Chordata, Mammalia, Primates, Cercopithecidae.